AUGCCUCCGAUUUCUGGUCAGUCACUCCUUGUUAUUGGCGGCUCGUCCGGUAUCGGUGCCGCUGUCGCCAGAUUAGCUGCCGAGCAAGGCGUCCGCGUGUCCAUCGCGUCGUCCAACCCUACCCGGGUGGCCAACGCCGUCGCGAAAAUAAAAGCGCAGGCGUCAACCCCCGACACGCACAUCCGGGGAUUCACCAUCGAUCUUUCCCUGCCCGACGUCGAGCACCGCCUCGAGAGACUCCUCGCCGAGACCACGGCCGACUCCCGGCUCGACCACAUCGUCGUCACGGCGGGUCGAGCUGCAAUGCUGCCCAUUGCAAGGACCGACCGGGAGUAUAUGCUCGGCCAGGCCCAGCUGACCCUUGUCGUCCCUGCAUUGCUCGCCAAACUUGCCCCGCGUUUUCUCAAGCCGAGUUACACCUCGAGCCUCGUUUUCUGCGGGGGCAGGCUCGACCUGGCUCCUCUCCGGGUCAACGUCGUGCAUCCCGGCGCGACGGAGACAGAGAUCUGGGGGCCCACACCGGAGCAGCGGAGGGCGACGAGGGAGUUCUUUGCUUCGACGGCCCUGCUAGGCAAGGUCGGGACGCCGGAGGAGGUGGCUGAGGCCUCUCCGGGUUCCCUUCGCAUUCUCAAGGUGGCAUCGGAGCACCCAGACGUGGCCACCUUUUUGGAAUCACGGCUUGCCCCCGAUAUGUACCCGCUACUACUUCAGGUCCGAAUCGCUACCAGGCAUCCUGUCCGGCUGGCAGAGGCCUUGACGGCUGGAGAAACCUGGCCAGAGCUGAUUACGCGUGUGAAGAAGACACUGGAGAUCCUGGCGCAAGUUGGACCCGAAGAGGCUGAGAUCCCUGCCGCUGAGUUCACAAUGGCGACUGGGAUGCCUGAAACUCUCUUCCAUGUCUACAUCACCUACGCGAUUCUGCGGUCCAAGGGGGUCGAUCUCGGCAAAAAGGACGUUCUGAUACCAUUCUUGCCCGAGUGCGUCUUGAAUGAACUUCCAGAGCGCAGGUUGUUUGAGUGA
Aspergillus thermomutatus is the source of this 1020-nucleotide messenger RNA. RefSeq lists its product as uncharacterized. The transcript has 5 exons. The record is from RefSeq and is a predicted model, not a curated record. Bases 1 to 1020 code for a protein of 339 amino acids. Gene Ontology annotation, molecular function: oxidoreductase activity. Lineage: Eukaryota; Fungi; Ascomycota; Eurotiomycetes; Eurotiales; Aspergillaceae.